GCCGGUGAGAGCCGAACCGAGCCGAACCGAACCGAACUAAACUGAGCCGAGCCGAGCCUAACAGAACCGAGCCGAACUAAACUGAACCGAGCCGAGUCUAACAGAACCGAGCUGAGCCGAACUGAACUGAACUGAGUCGAGCCGAACUGAGCUGAACUGAGCCGAGCCGAGCGGCGGCGAGUGCCGAGCAGAGCCGAGCCGAACCGAACCGAGCCGAGCCGAGCCGAGCGGCCGGUGAGUGCCGACCCGAGCCGCACCGAGCGGCUGGUGAGAGCCGAACCGAGCCGAGCCGAGCAGCCAGUGUGUGCCGAACCGAGCCGAACGGAACCGAGCCGAGCCGAGCCGACCAGAACCGAACCGAGCCGCCGGUGAGAGCCGAACCGAGCCGAGCAGCCGCCAUGGCCGAGGAGCUCAGCGAGCUGCUGAGGGAGUUCCACGAGGUGAUGGAGGACUUUGAGCGGGGCCCCGCCUGCCAGUACCAGCAGCACCUGCAGGAGCUGAAGAGGAGAGCGGGACAGGGCGUGUAUGACAGCGGCAUCGAUGAGCUGGAGAGUGCCAGCACGUCCCCAGGGAGCAGCCUCAGCUCCAGUGAGGAGCACCUCAACACCCCAGCUGGCACCUUGCCCCCCAAAGCAAAGCUUGGAGACACGCAGGAGCUGGAGGAGUUCAUUGCAGACCUGGAUAAAGCCUUGGAGGAGAUGUGAGCCUGCAAGAGCAGCCCUGGGUGUCUCUGCUGCUGCCUCUGCUUCUGCACCCCCUGGGUGGGACAGCCCUGGGGACAGGGAGGGCACUGGGCACAGAUCCAGCCCUGCCAGCGCCAGGAGAGGACAGCCUGGGUGGGCAAAGGGGUUUGGGGGGAGCUGGGCCACUCCUGAAACCCCCAGAGUGAUUCUGGGGCAGAUCAGCUUGCAGGACAUCACUGUGACCUCAGUGUCCCCCCCAGGCUGGGACCCCCAUUGCUUGGUGGCAUCUGCCAGUGCUGAGCCUUGCUGUGCAUGGGGAGCCCCAGAUGGGGCCCUCCCUGCCCCCCAAGUGCCCCUGCCCCAGCUGCUGCUGUAAAUACUGUAAAAAAAAGAUGGUUUUGCUGUACAGAGGUGGUUCUGUGAACAGGAUUUUGGAAGCUG
Messenger RNA from Oenanthe melanoleuca, 1124 nucleotides. Its product is annotated as regulator of cell cycle RGCC-like. Gene Ontology annotation, biological process: regulation of cell cycle. The coding region runs from base 399 to 704 and encodes 101 amino acids. Gene Ontology annotation, molecular function: protein kinase activator activity; protein kinase binding. The record is from RefSeq and is a predicted model, not a curated record. The transcript is spliced from 5 exons. Gene Ontology annotation, cellular component: cytoplasm. NCBI's taxonomy places the organism in Eukaryota, Metazoa, Chordata, Aves, Passeriformes, Muscicapidae.